GAGAAGCAGAGAGAGAGAAAGGUCUUCUAUCUGCUGGUUCAUUCCCCAAAUGGUCACAAUGGCCAGAGCUGGGCUGAUCUGAAGCCAGGACCCAGGAGUUUUUUCUGGGUUUCCUGUGCAGGUGCAGGGGCCCAAGAACUUGGGCCAUCUUCUGCCUUCCGAGGCCAUAGGAGGAAGCUGGACUGGAAGUGGAACAGCCAGGACUUGAACCAGCACCAAUAUGGGAUGCCGACCCUGCAGGCAGCAACUUGACCCACUACUCUGCAGUGCCCACCACAAGAGAAUGAUACUUUUAAACAGACUGUGUUAGUUGUUUUAUAUAAUGUUUCAUAUUCUGCAUUUGUCUAAUUAUUUUCUUAUAAAAUGUUCAACUUUCAGGAUUUGUCUGUUUCCUUGUGGUAGUACUUAAUUUGUCUAUUGCUGUGUUUUCUUUAAACUCAAAAAUAAAAAUACUGAUGUGAUUUGGGUUAAACCUUGUAAGUAAUAUUUUAUAAGUAGUUUUUUGUUUGUUUAUUUUGGCACAAAAGAGUAAGCUGGAGACCAAAUAGCUAAUGACUAAUAUUUAGAUUAUUAGCCAAUAAUUUGGAUUAUUUGCUAGCAUUUUUCUAUUUAAACUUCCCUGGCAUUAUCUCUGACUUUUGAAAUUUAGAAUUACUAUUGUAGGUUUAAGUUCAAGCUUAACAAUAAAACUUUGAGAAGGAACAUAGAAAUAAUGUUUGCAUUGUGUCAUUUGGGUUUACUCUCCUCUGUGAAAAUGGUUUGGAAGUUGAGGCAGAAAGAAUUGAUAUAUUUAGCAAAAGCAGCUCACAGAGAAUUGGAUAGGGGGCUACAACUAGAAAUUUUUAGGAAUAAGGAUUAGGGAACAGCAUUGUGGCACAGAAGAGGGUUAAGCCACACCUGCAAUGCUGGCAUCCUAUUAUGAGCGCCAGUUUAAGUUCUGUCUGUUCCACUUCCCAUCCAGCACCCUGCUAAUGCACCUGGAAAAGUAGAAGAUGGCCCAAGUGGUUGAGCCUCUGCCACCCACGUGGGAAACCUGGAUGGAGUUGCAGGUUCCUUCCUGUCUUUGGCCUGACCCAGCUCUGGCUAUCGUAGCCAUGUGGGGUGUGAACCAGCAGAUAGAUGAUCUGUUUCUCUCCAAGGCUCUUUCAAAUAAAUAAAUUUUUUUAAAAAGAAAUAAAGAUUAGAAAGACUUGGAAAUUAUUUUCACAAAAAUCAUUCAAUAGUUACUACUUAUAGUAUCAGGACCAUAAUUUUAGGGGGUUAACAUCAUGACACUCCAGUUUUAGAAGAAACUGUGUACUUGGGCAAGAACAGGAGUGACACAAAAGUUGUCAGAUGGGUUUGAAGGUAAAAUCAAGUUUCACAGGUCGGUGAUAGAGUAAAACAAACUGGGUGUAUUUGGGUUUUAUAAACCUUUUUUUUUACUUUUUUAACCAUUUGAGUAAUUUAUAGGAACCAUGUUCUCUCCAGGAGAGGAUAUUUUUGGAAGAAAUAACUAUGCACAGAUUGUAGGGUAAUUUUUUUUAAAGUUCUCAUUCAGAACAUGUGUCGCUCCCCCUCUUCGUGGAGGAACGACACAGGACCCUGCGCUGUUCUUUCGUCUGCUCGGCCCUCCCCGGGUUUGCUGCUGGUUCUUCCCGGGUUGGCUACUAUCCCUUCCACCUCCGUGGAAGGGCAGUUCCCCCUGGCCACAUUCCCCACUUCCGCAGGGGAGCGGCACACCGCCGGCCGGCUCGUCUCGGGGGCUGCACAGGUGUUCCUUCAGCUAGAUGUUCCCCUUAGAUGUUCCCGGUGCAUGCCGUCUCUCUCCUCCUUUAUAGUCCUCCUCCGCCAAUCCUAACUCGGCUGCCCACACGCCGAGUACGCUGCUCUCCAAUCAGGAGCAAGUCCUACAGUUUAUUGGUUGAACUGGAGGCAGCUGUGCGGAAGCUGUUUACUUCUCUCCCAGCACCAUAUUGUGGGAGAGCAGAUGCAUAGAAUAAGUCCUAAUUCCAGUAACUCAGUCCAGUCCGGUUGCUCCCCACAAACAUGUAUUCAGCCUGAUUAGUUUUUUUGUUUGUUUGUUUUGUUUGUUUUUUUUGUUGUUGUUUUUUUGACAGAGAGAGAGAGAAAAAGGUCUUCUUUUUCCGUUGGUUCACCCCCCAAAUGGCUGCUACGGCCGGCGCAUUGUGGCCGGCGCUGCGCCAAUCUGAAGCCAGGAGCCAGGUGCUUCCUCCUGGUUUUCCAUGGGGUGCAGGGUCCAAGGACCUGGGCCAUCCUCAACUGCCGUCCCAGGCCACAGCAGAGAGCUGGACUGGAAGAGGAGCAACCAGGACAGAAUCCGGUGCCCCAACCUGGACUAGAACCCCAGGGUGCCGGGGACUAGAACCCCAGGGUGCCGGCGCCGCAGGUGGAGGAUUAGCCUAGUGAGCUGUGGCACCAGCCCUCAGCUUGAUUCGUUUUUAUUAAUUUUGGCACUAUGAUGUUUUGAGCCGGAUAUCAUCCAGGGUGUCUUGUGCAUGAAUGGAAUGUUUAGUAGCACUCCUGGUCACUACCCACAGUAUGAAUUGUCAGUAGCACCUCCCUCCCACUCCAUCCCAGUGGGGACUAUCUAAAGUGCCUCGGGACAUUGCCAAAUGUCUUGAGUUGGGGGGCAAAACUGGUCCUGUUUCACGCUCCAGAGUUAGAUAACAUCCACCAGGAAGUAUGAAGGUUGUUUAACGACAUCAUUCAUAAACUAGAGCUCUCUUUACAUAAGCUGUGGGCAGUUGUUGAAUCCCGUCUGCGGGUGGAUUGCACAGUCUGAUAGAUGUUGGAGCUCUAGUGGAAAUGCUAUUGAAGGUAGAAAUGAGCUCUUCAUUUGAAAGUCAGGGUGUUUGUAGUCUUUCUGCUGAAUCGAAAUCUCUGUUUCCACCUCCUCAUCACCCCCCAAGCAUUGUUCUGGAAACAAUUCUUAUUAACUCUGUACUGUAGAUAAGUUUUUGUUGAAAGUAAUUAAGAAUUUUGUUUGGUAUCUUUGAGGUGGUCUAUAUCGUGGUAUUCAAGAAAAGACAGUCUUAAAAAUUACUUAGUAAAAGGCUCGAUUAAAUUAAAUGUGUUCUUGGUUAACCUUUGAUUGUUUCAGUGUAUUGUCUUUGAAAUUUCUUAACUAUAUAUAAUUUUUGCCAGUAAGGAAAGUCAGAUUGGGAAAGGGAAUCGGGAUAGAAUAAGAGUGGAAGUAAUGAGACUUAAUGCAAAUUUUGAGACUGAAAUCAUUGAAAUAUUCAAGAAAAUUUUCUUUUUAAGUUUCCAAGGCAAGUAUUAUUUGUGGAUAUAGGAUUUUCCUGCCUGUGGACAUAGGGGCAAAAUUGAAGACAGCUAGCUAAUAGUCAGGGAUUGGUAUGGAGAAUUUAAGAAGAGCAGAAAGGGCUCACAUAGUAGACUGUUGUGUGGAGUAUUGUUCCCCACCAACAUUGUUCCUUAGAGAAAUAGCAGGAAGUAUAUGAGAUGAACCUAGAACAUCUUGUCAAUGAGAUCAAGAAUUUUAUCGGACACUGCUAGGGUUGUGUCAGGACUCAGGAGCCAACUGAAGAAGUUCCCACUGUCCAAAAUAGGACAGAGUAUUCACUAAAGAUAACUGCCUGGAUCAAAUCUAAACCUUUGAUAAUGAUAAUUUAAGAACAAGCUUAUUCGUCACUUAGGAGAAAUUCUGCUGAAGCAGGUCAUUAUUUUGAAAACUGGUAAAUAAAGGGAAAGAAUCAAGACUUUUCCCAAAUGAACUGCAGCACAGGGGAACCAAAUAGGUAGUAAGGAUUUAACUUGAGAGAGACAAAUGAGCUUCCAUUCACUGGUUCACUCCUCUAAUGCCUGCCUCUGCACGCUAACUACUGCUGCCUGGGGCUGGGCCAGGAUGAGGCCAGGCAGUGGGACCUCAAUUCCAUCCCCCGCAUUGGGAGGCUGGAGUCCCAGCUGCUUGAGCAUCACUGCUACCUCCCAACUGUGCAGUAGCAGGAAGCUGGAGUCCAGAGGUGGGAAUCAAACCCAGGCACUGCAGAAUAGGAUGUGGGUAUCUUAACUGCUAGGCAAAUGUCUGCUCCCUGUUUUUUAAGAGAAGUGUUCAGCUAAUGCACAAUGAAGGAGUGAUCUAGAAUGACUGUAUGUAGGCCUCCUGAUAGAAGAAAACACUGCAGGCCGGCGCCGCGGCUCACUAGGCUAAUCCUCCGCCUUGCGGCACCGGCACACCAGGUUCUAGUCCCGGUCGGGGCGCCGGAUUCUUUCCCGGUUGCCCCUCUUCCAGGCCAGCCCUCUGCUGUGGCCAGGGGAGUGCAGUGGAGGAUGGCCCAAGUGCUUGGGCCCUGCACCCCAUGGGAGACCAGGAUAAGUACCUGGCUCCUGCCAUCGGAUCAGCGCGGUGCGCCAGUCACAGCGUGCCGGCCGCGGCGGCCAUUGGAGGGUGAACCAACAGCAAAGGAAGACCUUUCUCUCUGUCUCUCUCACUGUCCACUCUGCCUGUCAAAAAAUAAAAAAAAAGAAGAAGAAGAAGAAGAAGUAAACACUGCCCCCAAUAGUAGUCUGGGGAGAGAAAAAAGCUAAACUUGCAUCUAAUCAGGCCUCUAGAUGCAGCUAUCAAUUGGCGGGGUCUCUAGAGGACGGAGGUGCCUAAUCAUAAUGCCACCUGUAUGUAGUCAGCAGUAAUCCCAGGUGUAGGCAGCUACAGGAGGUGGCUUGGUUCCUUCACACACAUUACAGGGAGGAAAAUAGCCAAAAGUUAUGGACGUUAUUUGGAUCCUAACUCAGACAGACUUUUAAAAGUAUGAUAUUGAGAGGAUUUGAAAUUUGAAUGUUAACUAGAUAUUUGAUUUUAAGGGAAUAUCAGUGUUUUAGGCACUGAUUUUUUUUUAUUAUACUCUUUUUAAGUAUUUAUAUUCUAGAGCUGAAUUCAAAAUUAUUUACAAAUAUGAUGUUAGGGGUUUGUUUUAAAAUAAUAGGAAGAUGGGUAUUAUUUGAAAGUCAGAGUUACACACACACACAAAAAUAAUAGGGAGAUGGGUGUAGAAAUAAAACAAAAUCAGUUUUGAGUUGAUAAUUUCUGACCUGACAGAUACAUUUGUCAAUAUUUUUAUAUUUAAUUAAAAUCUAUAUCUCAAUACAAAUGGCAGGAAAGGAACCACUACCAUCUUGAUUUAGAAACUCAUAGUUGUAGUAUGAUGAAAAUUUUCCCCUUCACUGAGUUACAGUAUGAGCCUCAGAUUUACAGUCCAUCAGGGUUUUUCUCCUGAUGCAGCACUGUGGCUGACCUCGAAUUCCUGAAACUCAUAUUUUUAUCUGAUGCAUUUUUUUCAGAAGAAAUAAAAAUGCUCCUAAAUUGAGUAAGGAUUGAUUAUCAAACAAAUAUUUUAUAUAUAUAUGCUAUGGGAUUUAUUUAUUUUUUGGUAUGGUGGAAUCCAUGGCUGUGAAUAUAUCUAUCCUUUAUAGCAGAAUCAUAGGAAAGAGGUGGGAAAAUUUGUGUUUGUUUUUUUUUUUUCUUGUGAGAAGUUAAUUUAAAGGUUUGUCAUAGUAAGAGGUUAAAUGUGAAUGGAAUAGUAGUUUGGGAAGAGCUGCACAUUUUAAUACUACAUAAUUAAUAAUCACUUAUUUUAUUUGAUAAAAAAUACUUGAAAGGUGAUUAUAUGCCAUGGGUCACAUCAAAGACUAUAGAGAAUGAUGUUUCUUGGAAGAAAUAGUAAAUGCUACAUUUCAUCACACUGAUGAAGACUCUUUCUGAUAACUGGACAAUUACAAGAGCAUGGCGGACACCGACUUAUUUAUGGAAUGUGAGGAGGAAGAGUUGGAGCCGUGGCAGAAAAUCAGUGACGUCAUCGAGGACUCUGUAGUUGAAGAUUACAAUUCAGUGGAUAAAACUCCUGCAGUUUCUGUGAGCCAGCAGCCAGUCUCGGCUCCAGGGCCCAUCGCUGCCCAUGCUUCUGUUGCUGGGCACCUCUCUACAUCCACCACCGUUAGUAGCAGCGGGGCACAGAACAGCGACAGUACAAAGAAGACUCUUGUCACACUAAUUGCCAACAACAAUGCUGGCAAUCCUUUGGUCCAGCAAGGUGGACAGCCGCUCAUUCUGACCCAGAAUCCAGCCCCAGGCCUGGGCACAAUGGUUACUCAGCCAGUGUUGAGGCCAGUUCAGGUCAUGCAGAAUGCCAAUCAUGUGACUAGUUCCCCCGUGGCUUCGCAACCAAUAUUCAUCACUACACAGGGAUUUCCUGUAAGGAAUGUCCGGCCUGUACAAAAUGCAAUGAAUCAGGUUGGGAUUGUGCUGAACGUACAGCAAGGCCAAACGGUUAGACCAAUUACACUAGUCCCAGCCCCAGGCACCCAGUUUGUUAAGCCGACAGUUGGAGUUCCCCAGGUGUUCUCUCAGAUGACCCCAGUGAGACCAGGCUCCGCAAUGCCAGUGAGGCCCACCACCAACACUUUCACCACCGUCAUCCCAGCCACUCUGACCAUUAGGAGCACCGUCCCACAGUCCCAGGCCCAGCAGACCAAGUCUACACCCAGCACUUCCACCACUCCCACUGCCACACAGCCGACCUCACUGGGACAACUAGCUGUUCAGCCUCCAGGCCAGUCCAACCAGACCUCAAAUCCCAAACUAGCUCCCUCCUUCCCCUCUCCACCUGCAGUGAGCAUUGCCAGCUUUGUCACUGUGAAGCGACCUGGGGUGACAGGUGAAAAUAGCAAUGAAGUGGCCAAAUUGGUGAAUACCCUUAACACCAUCCCUUCCCUGGGCCAGAGCCCUGGGCCAGCAGUAGUAUCCAACAACAGCUCUGCCCACAGCUCUCAAAGAACCAGCGGACCUGAGUCUUCAAUGAAAGUGGCCUCUUCCAUCCCAGUAUUUGACCUCCAGGAUGGUGGACGGAAAAUUUGUCCACGGUGUAACGCUCAAUUCCGUGUCACUGAAGCUUUGCGAGGUCACAUGUGUUACUGUUGCCCAGAAAUGGUUGAGUAUCAGAAGAAAGGAAAGUCCCUGGAUCCUGAACCCAGUGUCGCAUCAGCAACAAAGCCACCGUCCCCUGAGAAAACAGCUCCUGUUGCUUCCACACCCUCUUCUACACCUAUUCCUGCUUUGUCACCACCUACGAAAGUACCAGAGCCAAAUGAGAAUGUGGGGGAUGCUGUGCAGACCAAGCUCAUUAUGCUGGUAGAUGACUUUUAUUAUGGACGGGACGGUGGCAAAGUAGCCCAGCUCACGAACUUCCCUAAGGUCGCCACAUCUUUCCGAUGCCCACACUGUACCAAGAGGCUGAAGAACAACAUUCGAUUCAUGAACCAUAUGAAACAUCACGUAGAACUUGAUCAGCAGAAUGGUGAGGUAGAUGGUCAUACUAUCUGCCAACACUGUUACCGCCAGUUUUCCACUCCCUUCCAGCUCCAGUGUCACUUGGAAAAUGUUCAUAGUCCCUAUGAAUCUACUACCAAGUGCAAGAUCUGUGAGUGGGCGUUUGAGAGUGAGCCACUGUUUCUCCAGCAUAUGAAGGAUACUCAUAAGCCUGGAGAGAUGCCUUAUGUCUGCCAGGUGUGUCAGUAUCGCUCCUCACUCUACUCUGAGGUAGAUGUCCAUUUUCGGAUGAUCCAUGAGGACACCCGGCAUCUGCUCUGCCCUUAUUGCCUGAAGGUCUUCAAAAAUGGCAAUGCAUUCCAACAGCAUUACAUGAGGCACCAGAAGAGAAAUGUUUAUCACUGCAACAAAUGCCGGCUGCAGUUUCUCUUUGCCAAGGACAAAAUUGAACACAAGCUUCAGCACCAUAAAACCUUCCGUAAACCCAAGCAGCUGGAAGGUUUGAAGCCAGGCACCAAGGUGACCAUCCGGGCUUCCCGCGGGCAGCCACGAACCGUGCCUGUGUCCUCCAGCGAUACGCCUCCCAGCACGCUGCAGGAGGCGACCCCACUGACCUCCUCCGCGGACCCUCUGCCUGUCUUCCUUUAUCCCCCUGUCCAGCGCAACAUCCAGAAGAGAGCUGUUAGGAAAAUGAGCGUCAUGGGCCGGCAGACUUGUCUGGAGUGCAGUUUUGAGAUCCCAGAUUUCCCCAAUCAUUUCCCUACUUACGUACACUGCUCUCUGUGUCGCUACAGCACCUGCUGCUCCCGAGCAUACGCUAACCACAUGAUCAACAAUCAUGUUCCACGGAAGAGCCCCAAAUAUUUGGCUUUGUUUAAAAAUUCCGUGAGUGGAAUCAAGCUGGCCUGCACUGCUUGUACCUUUGUUACCUCCGUGGGAGAUGCCAUGGCCAAGCAUUUGGUGUUCAACCCCUCUCACAGAUCCAGCAGCAUCCUGCCGCGGGGACUCACUUGGCUCUCUCACUCAAGGCAUGGCCAGACUCGUGACCGAGUGCAUGACCGGAACUUGAAGAACAUGUACCCUCCUGCUUCCUUCCCCCCUCACAAAGCCGCCACUGUGAAAUCUGCGGGGGCCGCCCCAGCUGAGCCUGAAGAGCUCCCGCCUCCCGUGACCCAGGCACUCCCCUCGCCAGCCUCCACUGCAACCCCGCCCCAGACCCCUGCCCACCCACAGCCUUUAGUCCUCCCACCCUUGGCCACAGAGGGGGCCGAAUGUCUGAAUGUCGAUGACCAGGAAGAAGGGAGCCCGAGCACCCAGGACCCUGAGCCCGCAUCAGGUGGUGGUGGCAGUGGGGUGAGCAAGAAGGAGCAGCUGUCUGUGAAGAAGCUUCGGGUAGUACUGUUUGCCCUGUGCUGCAACACGGAACAGGCAGCCGAACACUUCCGAAACCCCCAGCGACGUAUCCGGCGCUGGCUUCGGCGCUUCCAGGCCUCUCAGGGGGAGAACCUAGAGGGCAAGUACCUGAGCUUUGAGGCCGAGGAGAAACUGGCUGAGUGGGUGCUGACCCAGCGAGAGCAGCAGCUGCCUGUGAAUGAGGAGACCUUGUUCCAAAAGGCCACCAAGAUAGGACGUUCUCUGGAGGGGGGGUUUAAGAUCUCAUACGAGUGGGCCGUGCGCUUCAUGCUGCGACACCACCUGACUCCGCACGCCCGGCGGGCCGUGGCCCACACCCUCCCUAAGGACGUGGCCGAGAACGCCGGGCUCUUCAUAGAGUUCGUACAGCGGCAGAUCCACAACCAAGACCUGCCCUUGUCUAUGAUCGUGGCCAUCGAUGAGAUCUCCCUGUUCCUGGACACGGAGGUGCUGAGCAGCGACGACAGGAAGGAGAACGCCCUGCAGACGGUGGGCACGGGGGAGCCCUGGUGCGACGUCGUGCUGGCCAUUCUGGCCGACGGCACCGUCCUCCCCACCCUGGUGUUCUACCGAGGACAGAUGGACCAGCCUGCUAACGUGCCAGACUCCAUACUGCUGGAGGCAAAGGAGAGUGGCUACAGUGACGACGAGAUCAUGGAGCUGUGGUCCACCCGCGUGUGGCAGAAGCACACGGCCUGCCAGCGCAGCAAAGGCAUGCUCGUGAUGGACUGCCAUCGCACUCACUUGUCGGAGGAGGUCCUGGCCAUGCUUAGUGCCUCCAGCACUCUGCCUGCGGUGGUCCCAGCAGGCUGUAGCUCCAAAAUCCAGCCACUAGACGUAUGCAUCAAGCGAACUGUCAAGAACUUCCUGCACAAAAAGUGGAAGGAACAGGCUAGGGAAAUGGCAGACACUGCAUGUGAUUCUGACGUGCUGCUCCAGCUGGUGCUGGUCUGGCUGGGGGAGGUGCUGAGCGUCAUAGGGGACUGCCCCGAGCUGGUGCAGCGGUCCUUCCUGGUGGCCAGCGUGCUGCCAGGCCCUGACGGCAACGUCAGCUCCCCCACGAGAAACGCAGACAUGCAGGAGGAGCUCAUCGCCUCCCUGGAGGAGCAGCUGAAGCUGAGCGGAGAGCAGUCCGAGGAGCCGUCCGCCUCCACGCCCCGGCCCAGGGCCUCUCCUCAAGAGACAGUCGAGCCUGAGAGCCUGCACCAGCUGUUUGAGGGCGAGAGUGAGACCGAGUCUUUCUAUGGCUUUGAAGAAGCUGACCUCGAUCUGAUGGAGAUUUGAGUGCUGGGUCACGAGGCAUGUGGAGUAGGGGUGGGAAAGCGAGGGAGGGUGGCGGGACUUGGGAAAGGGGACAUACCAGGUGGGGUAUUUGGUCUAUAUUUUUUAAUUUUAUGCCACCACUCCCCAACAUUGACUGACAACUUCCCUGUGAAUUUGUGGAUUAUUAGGAAAACCAAUAGUGAUCACGUCUGAGCCGAGGAGCUGGCCCAUUGGUCAUUCAGUUCUGCUAAAAACAGGUUUUUGUGACUUUUUUUUAAAUUUAAAUCACUGUGUUUGGUAUUUUUCUGACAAAAUCAAGAAAAAGACAAAAAAAUCCUUUGUGGGCGAAUGUUAAAUUGUUUUGUUUCCCCUCUUACCUCAAUUGUAUCAUAGUACUUCUAGAGUUUUUGUUUGUUUUACUGUGUGGCCGACGUCUUUGGGCAUGAUGCUAUCUAACCAUUGUCAAUGUGAGAACAUUUCUGAUGAUGAGAAAGACAAAAAUAUGUAGCUCAAAAACUGGUUUAUUAUAUAUAUGGAUAAACUUUUUUCAUUGUGGUCUUAACACUUUUAUAUAAAAAUGAAAAUGGAAAAAAAAUCCCACUGAACUCUCGCUCUUCCUUCUCCUUUUCUUGCCUUCCCUCUCCAGAGAUGUUGGUUUCUACAUCAACCCUAGAUAUGAAAUUGUGGCUUUAAAAAAAUGCAUGAAACCACCUCUGAGCAUCCAGAACGAUGAAUAAUUUGUCUUUCCCUCACCAUGCUCCUUCCGACAAAAGCAGUAUUCUUUGCACUCGCCCCUUCCCCCAUUCUCGCCCCCUCCAUCACUCUGGACAAAGGACCAUACAUGUAUCAUUAGUGAGCAGGAGGUGCUGAGGUGAUCAGAGCGCAUGCUAGGGUGCGAGCCAUGCCCAGUUUGAGCCUUCAUCCUGCAAGCCCCGGGCAGUACCGGCCUUGGUGAGCUUCAGCCUGGGACGUGGACAGGUCCUACAGCCAGGAGCUAAUUGCAUAAAAAGCGAAGUGUCGACUCUACACAGGAAAGAGAGCCCACUUGUGGACGUUCUGCGUACCCUGUGGCCUUCCCCUAUUUUUCUCUUACCACUUAAAGAACCUGACCUGAGAAACAGCACGGAGUGUGCACGGAGAAAAAGACAUGAAUAUUUUUCACUGCCAGCUUCAAGGGAAGAAAAUUUUUUCUACAAUUUGCAUGAGGGAUUUUUUUUAAAGAAUUGUAUGUAUUCGUGGAUACAAACCAAAAUGUACUGCACCAGAGAAAAGGAGCGCGGCACGCCCCCUGUCCCGCAGCUACGCCGCGCACCUGUCCGUCCUGAGGCGGCAGCAGCAUCCCCCUCUUGGGAGCCGAGGAGGCAGGCUGCAGGAGCUUCUAAAUGCCUCAUCUUUAAAUGUACGUAAGUGGAACAUUUAAUAAAAUGAGGGGAAAUGGAUUUAUAAGCUUUGUUUUUCUAGGUAGCCCUGUUCAAGGUAGGCUUUCACAGACUGGGAGAUGUCGAGAGGGGACAGGCGCGGUGGCGCAGGCUGACACUCUGCCCACUCCUGCCAGUGUUUUUGUUUUUGACCCCCAGUACACUAUAAUAUAGUGAACUGGAGCAUCCCCGCAGCACGGCCAGCGUUUGUCAUCUGAAGACGACCAAGGGUCCAUCUGGGCUUCUCAUCCCCAGCUUUUUGCCUGAUGCCAUUUUACUGACAGACUGUGGACUUCCAAGUCAACCCUUUGCCUCGGAGAAAGUUCAAGAACUACGGUCACAUCUAUCUACAGCAACUUAAUCCUCCUCUGGUAGUCUCUGCAGCAGCCACAGCCUUAGCAGAGCUGGGUUCCUGGCCUCUGCACACUGAUUGACUUUGUUGAUGGGCAGUUUUUUUAAAAAAAUAACCAACAGUGGAUCAGCUGGGUUUUGGCCAGGAAGUUGUCUUUGUGGACUCUGCCUGCAUGGCUUAGUAGUAGAAGGAAGGUUUUUUUGUUUUGUUGUUUUUUAUAAUUCAGUUUAAUCAAUAAACACAUAUUUAUUGACUAC
This is a messenger RNA of Oryctolagus cuniculus (rabbit), 11988 nucleotides long. It is a transcript of the gene POGZ, whose product is annotated as pogo transposable element derived with ZNF domain. Gene Ontology annotation, molecular function: RNA polymerase II cis-regulatory region sequence-specific DNA binding; DNA-binding transcription factor activity, RNA polymerase II-specific. Gene Ontology annotation, biological process: regulation of DNA-templated transcription. Gene Ontology annotation, cellular component: nucleus. The record is from RefSeq and is a predicted model, not a curated record. Lineage: Eukaryota; Metazoa; Chordata; Mammalia; Lagomorpha; Leporidae.